CCUGCUUUGCUGCCGAUCGCCUCCACACCGACAGGAUCGCUUUCGUUCGGGCUGGAUCUGCAUCCGCAUCUGCGCUGCAUCCUUAUUCCCAUCCGGCACCUUUCUAUCCACCCAAGCCCAAAAUGUCAAAGAAGCGGCCGUUUCGCUCGCCCUCGCCUGUCUCGCUGCCGUCCGACCCAGCAACAACCCCCCGCACCGAUGCCGACGACGACAUCAUCAUGGGUGGCGACGGCGCUGGACUCGACGAGUCCGUCUACCCAUCAGGCUGGUCGCCACACUAUCCGCCGGGAGCGACCCUGACUCCGGGCCCCUUUGAGGACCGGUUCAAGAGAAUGCGCAUGUCCAGCCCUUCGCAAGCGAGCUCGCUGCUCGAGACCAUAUACCGCAUCCCAAAUCCCAGCACAAGCAUGGCUCCAGAUCACCGGAGCAACUCCAUCGCAAAGUUUAGUAUCAACACACGGGCCGACAACCUGCACCAUCCCAUCAUGUCGCAGCCGAUGCCUUCCCAUUAUGCCGACACAGCGGACGAACAGCAACAUCAGUAUGUUGCCGCUGGAGCGUCGGAUCAACUGCUUCACACAUCCGGGCUCGUCGGAGCCGCCGGGUCGCUCUACUCCAACAUCAACUCGCAACUCGCUCUGCUGCAUGCUGCUCGGACGCCGCGAAUGGAACGCCGCAACCAUGAUCUUCAGGAGGCAUCCUCCAGCUUUACCCCAACUAGCGAAGAGGAGGAGCGUCUGGCGGUGAGGCAAAACUACCGCCACAUCAACGAGCUGCUGUUCAAGUAUCAUGAGGGCUCCCAUCACCGCCGCCAGCCGACCGAGAACCGGUGAUGGGGCCGUUGUUUGAUACUGCUCAUUUGGCCAAGUUCAUCUGGCCAAGCUCACCCGUACAAACUCGGUCAACGACUACCGUUGUGUAUCGAGUGCAUCGCAGCCAGGCGGAGACCUGCUCGAUCGCCCAGGUCCAAUAGCAAUUCAGUCCUUGCACCCAGGAUGAACAUGGCUCAUGGUGUUUCCCAGGAUCGUCUUCCAAGGUCCCCUGUUUUCGUCGACAAUCGUCAUGCACACUUGAACUCCAGUCUCACCUUUCACACUCAUGAAGCGUCUCAACCUCAGCUCCACGAAAUCGUGAUGCAUUUGGUCCUGCUUGGUCCCCCACUGAUAUGCGGAUACGUCGGACAGCAGGACCAAUGCUCGCCGGAGCAGCAUACCCUACCCUGCAUCAACAUACGACGCAUCAAUAUAUGGCGCAUCGGCUUGUUCAUAUGCUA
Molecule: messenger RNA, 1273 nt
Organism: Polychytrium aggregatum
Lineage: Eukaryota; Fungi; Chytridiomycota; Chytridiomycetes; Polychytriales
Exons: 3
Coding region: 123-833 (236 amino acids)
Source: RefSeq, a predicted model, not a curated record